This is a messenger RNA of Aspergillus caelatus, 750 nucleotides long. RefSeq lists its product as uncharacterized. The record is from RefSeq and is a predicted model, not a curated record. NCBI's taxonomy places the organism in Eukaryota, Fungi, Ascomycota, Eurotiomycetes, Eurotiales, Aspergillaceae. The transcript is spliced from 2 exons. Bases 1 to 750 code for a protein of 249 amino acids.
AUGUCCGACGACAAACUGCUGGCAUUUGAUCCAGGAUACACUGAAUAUGCCCCUGCAGAUAAGAAAUGUGUGCUACCGGAAGUUGAAGAGUGGUAUGACGCAGAUAGCGAAACAGGGCCCGAUGGUCUCACAACCGAGAAGUGGCUUGGCCCUCUGGCUAGCCCUACCAACUCUGGCGUCUCUGUAUAUACUUCUGUUUUAUACCAAUCGAGAACAGGGGUUGCUUACUAUCCCCCACAAUAUACCUUAUUAUCAAAGGAUUUCAUAGACUGCGUAUCCGCCAUCCACUCUGAAACUAAAGUCACCUACAAGAUUUCUAAGUCCACGGGCUGGGCCUUCAAGACGACCGAAUUUACAAAGGUUACGGAUGUUCAUGCGGUUCCCGUGAUAGGUUGGAAUAUCAAUCACCCUGGAAUUGGACCCACCACUGUUACUGCCACUGCGACAAGCUCAUUCGAUACAAUGUCUUCUACGUCAACACAAGCACCUAUACCCAGAAGUAAUAGCAUCUCGGUAGGAGCCAAAGCGGGACUCGGUGUUGGCAUCACUAUGGCCGUCAUGGGGGUCAUGGUAGGUGCGUUUCUUGUCUAUUUACGAAUAAAGCGAAAUGCCAAAAAGGGUAUCGCAACUCAGCUACAUCCUAGGAGGUAUGGUCGCGAACCCAGCGAGUUCGAGGUGCCGCUACACUCUACAGGGGGUACCCCCACGGCGACCACUAGCAGAGCUAUCUGCGAUACGGGAACCAUCUGA